AUGUCGGCGGUGUAUCAGCAAUUUUCUGCCUUCAGAAGCUUAAAGGAAUCGGCAUCACAGUUUCAGCUUCUUGAUAGCAACAAAAGGAGAAUUGCGAAAUGGAGGUCACCAAGAGCAGCCAUAAUUCCAAAUUUUCAUCUCCCAAUGCGUAGUUAUGAAGUUAAAAAUCGGACAAAUACAGAAGACAUAAAGUCACUUAGACUUAUAACAGCCAUUAAAACACCAUAUCUACCAGAUGGCAGAUUCGAUCUAGAAGCUUAUGAUGCCUUGGUGAAUAUGCAGAUUGAACAUGGUGCCGAGGGUGUGAUUGUUGGUGGCACCACUGGUGAAGGCCAGUUGAUGAGCUGGGACGAACAUAUAAUGCUCAUUGGUCACACUGUCAACUGUUUUGGUGCUUCCAUCAAGGUUAUUGGAAAUACGGGAAGCAAUUCGACUCAAGAAGCAAUGCAUGCCACCGAACAAGGCUUCGCCGUUGGGAUGCAUGCAGCUCUUCAUAUCAAUCCUUACUAUGGGAAGACCUCAUUGGAGGGCUUGAUUUCUCACUUCGGGAGUGUACUUCCCAUGGGCCCCACAAUCAUCUACAACGUGCCAUCACGAACUGGCCAAGAUAUUCCCCCGCUCGUGAUUCAAACCGCGGCAGAAAGUCCCAACUUGGCCGGUGUCAAGGAAUGUGUCGGGAAUGAUAGAAUAGAGCAGUAUACGAGUGACGGAAUUAUCGCGUGGAGUGGAAAUGACGAUCAGUGCCAUGAUUCGAGAUGGGACUAUGGAGCUACAGGCGUAAUAUCAGUUACUAGCAACUUGGUUCCUGGUCUUAUGAGAGAACUCAUGUUUUGCGGGAAAAAUCCAUUGUUAAAUUCGAAGCUCCUGCCUCUAAUCGAGUGGCUUUUUCAUGAGCCAAAUCCUAUUGGAUUAAAUACAGCUCUUGCUCAGCUUGGUGUUGUGAGGCCAGUUUUCCGCCUACCCUACGUUCCGCUUCCUUUGGCAAAGAGAGUGGAGUUUGUGUAUAUAGUGAAGGAACUCGGACGGGAGAAUUUUGUUGGAGAGAGAGAUGUUCGGGUUCUGGAUGAUGAUGACUUCAUUUUGAUUGGUCGAUAUUAG
Molecule: messenger RNA, 1098 nt
Organism: Fraxinus pennsylvanica
Lineage: Eukaryota; Viridiplantae; Streptophyta; Magnoliopsida; Lamiales; Oleaceae
Source: the annotation of a GenBank genome assembly